CUUGACUGAAUCCCAACAGUAAGUCAGUUAUUGUAAAACAUCCCACCGAAGCAACAGCAUUUUCAUUUCGAUUCAUUUUGUGCUUCAUAACAGGAUAAUGUUCUCGAUUUAAGAACAAUUUAUUCUAGAAAUAGAAUAUCUUUAUUAUAAUAAAACCCAUUUGUAGUUGCUUAUUAUUUUUGGAUCGUGUUUUAAAAAAAUUUAGUUUUUCACAUGAAAUCAGUAUUUGGUUUAGAGUUUGAAGAAGCGGCCACCACUGAGGAAAUUAUGAUUAAACGUCCACCCUCAAAUCGCAUUCUAACUGAUGUAAAGUGUAAAGUGUGCAGAGAUUUUUCUUCCGGAAAACACUACGGAAUUUAUUCUUGCGAUGGGUGUGCUGGCUUUUUUAAAAGAUCGAUUCGUAGAGCUCGAAACUAUGUCUGUAAAGGAAAGAACGGUGCGACUGGAAAUUGCCCGAUCGACAAAGUUCACAGAAAUCAGUGCAGGCACUGCAGACUCAAAAAGUGCCAAGAAGCUGGCAUGAACAAAGAAGCUGUCCAACACGAGAGAGGUCCUCGCAACUCCACAAGACAGCGACAUGCUGCGAUGAUAAUUCGAGAUUCCUGGAAUCAGGGAUCGAUCUCUCCCUCCUUGUUUCAUCAUCAGGCAUCACCUGGAGGAUUUUCAUUGCCUACUGAUGGGAGUGGAUUUUUUGCCAAUCGUCCCCUUCGAGAUCCCUCCUUCAUUGCCAGUCCACUGUCCUCCCCGAAUCUUCCAUUGACCCACAUGAGGCUCAUGAGAAUGGGCUCUACAACAGCACCCAUUCUUCAACCACUGCCCCAAUAUCACUCCUACGCUACUUACGCCACUGCUUUUGCGGGGAGAAAUAACGUUUCACCUAAAGCGGAAGCUGAUGCAGCUGAAUUAGCCGCCCAAGUUCUGAUCUGGAAUCGGAGCUUAGUAAGAGGCGUACCCGAGUUCAUGACUCUACCAAUAAGAGAUCAGGAAAUUCUUCUGGAAGAAGCAUCGAGUGAAUUGUUUGUUCUUUCAGCAGCCCAAUGCAAUCUGCCAGUCGAUGAAGAAUUCUUACGCUGUGCAACAGGUCUGAGUGAGGAUUGUGAGAUGACUCCUGAUCGAGAGAGUGCAAUCAAGGCUUCGAUGAUCGCCUUUCAGAGAAUCAUGUCUCAGAUUAAAGAGCUCAAUCUGGAUGCUUAUGAGUAUCAUUACCUGAGGCUCAUCACGCUUUUCAAGAAAGAUUUUCCAGGAGCUCCCCCUUCCAUUAAAGACCUCAAAGAAGGAAGCACUGUAGCAGCGGUUCACGAUCACGUGCAGGUGAUCCUGAUGCGACAUUUAGAGCUCUACUAUCCCAACCAGCAACUGAGGGUGGUUCGGAUGCACCAAAUACCGGCCUGCCUCCGCACCAUCACCAGCGAUCAAAUCCACAAACUCUUCUUCAGCAAAACAGUCGGACUGGUGAGGCUGGAGAAAAUGUUUAAAGACAUCUGCAUGUCGAAUGAACUAUCACUGCGACAGCCCAGUAGCUGAUCUCUCUCAUUCUCAGAACACUUUCUUCCAUCCUAGUCAUUUUAUUUUGAGCACAAAUUAUAAUUUCGAAAUGAGUUUCUGAACGGGACUCUAAGGAAAGGGAAGAAGAAAAAAACAUUUCAUUUAUAGCUGCAUUUCGGGAAGAGUAAAAUAAGCUUUUACAGUUCUUCAUUCACAAUUAUUCAUCUCUUUUUACUUUUUCUCUUAUGAAGAGAAAAACCAAAAGCAAUCUAUAUGAGUGGCAUAACAGUUAAAAUAAAUAUCUGUCUUUAAUCUUCCUGAAAACAAGCUAUUAUGAAAUGAUCUUCUUAUCAGUUUUUCUUCCUUUCCAUCUUUUUAUAUAUACAGUGAAACCUCCAGGAAAGACCACCUCUGUGUAUUGACCUCCUCUAAUGACCACCACUUUUGGGAGGCAUGGAAUUUUUUUUUCUUAGGCUUUAUCUUGAAGUAAACCCUUAGAAGAGACCCUCGAAACUUCCCCCAGCGACCCGGAAAAUCCACACCAGAUUACCGAAAUGGUCAAAUAAGGAAACACCGAAAA
Messenger RNA from Parasteatoda tepidariorum (common house spider), 2065 nucleotides. RefSeq names its product nuclear receptor subfamily 2 group E member 1. Lineage: Eukaryota; Metazoa; Arthropoda; Arachnida; Araneae; Theridiidae. Gene Ontology annotation, biological process: regulation of DNA-templated transcription. The record is from RefSeq and is a predicted model, not a curated record. Gene Ontology annotation, molecular function: sequence-specific DNA binding; zinc ion binding; DNA-binding transcription factor activity.